AUAAUGUUUAGGUCGCCGGAAGUAGAUGCGGAGCAGGUCCGAGGAUGAAAUACAUUUCCAGCCCUGAGAACUGAAAAAUGCACCUCCAUUUAUAAUUUGCUUUCUCCUUUUGCUUUUGGAUGGAACUGAAACCUGGUUUCUCUAACUGAAAAUGUUGACAAGAAGAUUACAAUCCCUGCUUAAACCCUUGUCCAAUCCCCAUCUCCGUCUCAUGGCCACCGAGUCAACUCACCCCCAGCUUAGCAAGUCCCAAAACCCUCCUAGCCGCAUAACCCCAAUCGACCAAUCCGUUCUCCUCAGAGUCUGCACCAUCCUGUACCAACAGCAGAACUCACCUGACUCACGCCUCCACUCUUCCCUCUCUUCUUCCGCUUCCUCUAUCAACCCUGAAUUCUUCCUUCAAGUUUGCAACACUUUCCCUUACUUAUGGCGCCCCAUCUAUCGUUUCUUCCUCUACACCCAAAAACUCCCUCACUUCAUUCACAACUCCCUCACUUUCAACAAAAUGUUGGAUGUCUUUGGGAAAUCCAGAAACAUUGACGUUUUCUGGGAAACUUGUCAAGAAAUGGGAAAACUUGGUUUGGUUAAUGAUAAGACUUUUAGGAUAGCUUUAAGGACUCUAGCUUCAGCUAGGGAGUUGAAGAAAUGUGUGGAGUUUUUUCAUUUGAUGAAUGGGUUUGGGCUUGGAUACAAGUUGGAGACUUUAAAUAAGGUAGUGGACAGUUUAUGUAAAGAUAAGCUUGUGGAAGAGGCAAAGUUUGUGACUUUCAAGUUGAAAGAGUGGGUUAAGCCAAAUGGGGUUACUUAUAAAUGGUUGAUAUGGGGAUUUUGUGAUGUGGGUGAUUUGAUUGAGGCUUCAAAGAUUUGGAAUUUGAUGGUGGAUGAAGGGUUUGAGCCUGAUGUUGAGGUUGUGGAGACAAUGAUGGAGUCACUUUUGAGGACUAACAAGUAUGAUGAGGCAAUGAAGGUUUUCCAAAUGAUGAGAGCUAAGAGAAUGGAUGAUUUGGGGCUUUCAAGUUACAGGCUUGUUAUCAAGUGGAUGUGUAACAGAGGCAAGAUUGAGCAAGCCAAUGGGGUGUUCGAGGAAAUGUGCCAAAGAGGGAUCCAAGCAGAUAAUUUGACCUUGGCUUCGAUUAUUUAUGGGCUUAUAGCAAGAGGGAGGAUCAGAGAGGCCUAUAGGAUUGCGGAAGGGAUUGAGAAGCCGGAUAUCAGUGUUUACCAUGGACUAAUAAAGGGGCUUUUAAGGCUGAGGAAGGCAAGUGAGGCAACACAAGUGUUUAGAGAGAUGAUAAAGAGAGAGUGUGAGCCUAUAAUGCACACCUAUAUAAUGUUGUUACAAGGUCAUUUGGGGAAGAGAGGGAGGAAAGGACAUGACCCAUUGGUGAAUUUCGAUACAAUUUUUGUUGGAGGUUUGAUCAAGGCUGGGAAGAGGCUAGAGGCCACAAAAUAUGUGGAGAGAACGAUGAAAGGAGGAAUGGAGGUGCCUAGAUUUGAUUACAAUAAAUUCUUGCACUAUUACUCAAAUGAGGAAGGUGUAGUUAUGUUUGAGGAGGUGGGCAAGAAAUUAAGGGAAGUGGGGUUGUUUGAUUUGGCUGAUAUAUUGGAGAGAUAUGGACAGAAAAUGGCCACUAGAGAUAGGAGAAGAGACAGAGUGCAAUAGAGUCAUGCGAACCUUCUU
Messenger RNA from Durio zibethinus, 1678 nucleotides. Its product is annotated as Pentatricopeptide repeat (PPR) superfamily protein. Gene Ontology annotation, molecular function: protein binding. The record is from RefSeq and is a predicted model, not a curated record. NCBI's taxonomy places the organism in Eukaryota, Viridiplantae, Streptophyta, Magnoliopsida, Malvales, Malvaceae.